Molecule: messenger RNA, 2613 nt
Organism: Cornus florida
Lineage: Eukaryota; Viridiplantae; Streptophyta; Magnoliopsida; Cornales; Cornaceae
Product: G-type lectin S-receptor-like serine/threonine-protein kinase LECRK2
Exons: 1
Coding region: 171-2588 (805 amino acids)
Biological process (GO): protein phosphorylation
Molecular function (GO): ATP binding; protein serine/threonine kinase activity
Source: RefSeq, a predicted model, not a curated record
ACAACAUAAUUCAUGACUUGGUCAUAGGAAAAUACUAUUCAAGGGAUUAAGAUAGCCUUAGUUUUCCCUAUAUACUUUCAAAAACUUUUCUCUAAAACUGCUAUAUAUUCUGCACUAGUUCUUCAAACUUACUUGCUAAGUAUAUAUCCAAAUUCAAAAAAAAAAAAAAAAUGGUUCCUUUUACUCUCCAUUUAUACUUACUAAUUCCUAUUCUUCUACCACUAGUAGCAGUUGCUCAAACGAAUCUUAACAUUAGUUUGGGAUCAUCCCUUCAAGCCUCCGAUGACUCUUCUCCUUGGCAUUCACCUUCUGGUGACUUUGCCUUCGGAUUUCAUCGUCUCGACAAUCAAAAUCUGUUCUUGCUCGCCAUCUGGUUCGACAAAAUCCCAGAUAAAACUCUAGUCUGGUAUGCAAAUGGAGAUAAUCCGGCACCAGAAGGAUCAAAAGUCGAUCUCACACUCGAUGGAAGGUUCAUACUCAACGACCCACAAGGCCGAAACAUCUGGGAAGCGCCAAUCCGUGAAAGGGCUAAUUAUGCUGCCAUGCUCGAUAAUGGCAACUUUGUUCUUGUAAACAAUGAAUCUGGCUAUGUUUGGGAGAGCUUCCAGCUUCCAGCAGACACCAUCUUACCAACACAAGUAUUGGAAGUCGGUGGAAAGCUGUCUUCAAGGCAAAAGGAGAGCAACUUCUCCAAAGGAAGGUUCCAACUCCGUUUGCGACCAGAUGGCAAUCUUGUGCUCAACACCAUUGCCUUGCCAACACAGUACGAAAAUGACCCUUAUUAUGUUAGUCAUACUUCUGAUAGAGCAAAUACAAUGAAUUCUGGCUACUUGGUGAAUUUUAGUGAGUCGGGUUACAUCUAUGUUCUCGGAAGGAAUGGAAAUAUUACUAACCUCACUUCUGGAAAUAUAGUCCCUGCAAGAGAUUUCUACUAUAGAGCAACCCUUGAUUAUGACGGGGUUUUUGUGCAGUAUGCUCACCCCAAGGCUCCGAGAAAUGGGUGCUCGGUUCAGUCAUGGUCCCGUGUGUGGUCCGUGCCUAAUGAUAUAUGUGCUGCCAUUUCUGAUGAGAGAGGUGGAGGGAGUUGUGGUUUUAACAGCUACUGCAUACUUGACUCGAACGGAAGGCCAGCCUGCACGUGCCUUCCAGGAUUUUCCUUGUCUGAUCCGAAUAACGAAUUCAACGGCUGCAAGCAAGACAGGGUUCAGAAAUGUGAGCUAGGUGUUGCAGAGCCGGAAGAUCUAUAUGAUAUGCGUGUGUUGGCUAACACGUUUUGGCCUCAUUCUGCAAGCUAUGACGUAAUGAAGCCUUUUAAUGAAGAUGAGUGCCGUGGAUCUUGCUUCCAUGAUUGCGAAUGUGUGGUUGCUGUGUUUGCAGAUGGGGUUGUUUGCAAUAAGAAGAAACUGCCACUCUCCAAUGGGAGGAUAAACCAAAGCGGCAAUGGGAAGGCUUUUAUCAAAAUACCAAAAUCUGAUAUAUCAUCAGGUGACCGAUGUUUAGAAUCAAAUAAGGGGAAGAAAGAUCAAAGUACCCUGAUUCUGGCUGGAUCAGUUCUUCUAGGUGUCUCAGUAUUCCUCAACUUCCUCCUUGUACCGGCAAUUUCAAUAGUUUUCUAUGGCUCGUACCAAAAGAAACAGAAAUUCAAUAGAGUGCCGAGUAUUUUGGAAACAAAUCUCCGGUCAUUCACUUACAAAGACCUCAGAGUAGCCACAGAAGGGUUCAGUGAAGAACUAGGAAGAGGUGCUUUUGGCACGGUAUACAAAGGGGUGUUGUCAUCGUCGAGUUCAAGAACUGUUGUAGCAGUCAAGAAGUUGGACAAGUUGUUGCAAGAAGGUGAGAAGGAAUUCAAGACAGAGGUCAGUGCAAUAGCCAAUACUCAUCACAAGAAUUUAGUCAGAUUGCUUGGCUUCUGUGAUGAAGGGCCUCAGAGGCUUCUGGUGUAUGAAUUCAUGAGCAAUGGCACACUGGCUAGCUUCCUCUUUGGAAUUUCGAGGCCUGAUUGGGACAAACGAGUCCAAAUGGCAUUUGCGAUCGCGAGAGGGCUCAUGUAUUUGCAUGAAGAGUGCAGCAUACAGAUAAUCCAUUGUGAUAUUAAGCCUCAAAACAUAUUACUGGAUGACUCACUCACUGUGAGGAUUUCAGACUUCGGACUGGCAAAGCUUAUGAUGAGUGAUCAGACUCGUACUCUUACCACCAUUAGAGGGACUAAAGGAUAUGUUGCACCGGAAUGGUUCAGGAGCAUGCCAAUUACCGCGAAAGUGGAUGUUUAUAGUUACGGUGUCAUGUUGUUGGAGAUAAUUUGUUGCAGGAAGAACUUUGAUAUGGCAAGGGAGAACCAAGAGGAUGCAAUACUGACUGAUUGGGCUUAUGACUGUUACAAAGAUGGAAGACUUGAUAAGCUGAUAGAGAAUGAGGAGGAGGCAAGAAAUGACAUGAGGAGGGUAGAGAGGCUAGUGAUGGUGGCAAUCUGGUGCAUUCAGGAGGAUCCAUCCUUGAGGCCCUCAAUGAAGAAAGUCACUCAGAUGUUUGAUGGAGUGGUGGAAGUUUCUGCACCCCCAUGUCCUUGUCCUUUUAGCUCAAUUUGUUGAAUCUAUAUACCUACCUGAAGAUCGA